AUGGCUUCCUCCUUUGAUUCAUUCAACCCUGAAGGAUAUCAAAAUGACCCCACAAAGCAGCAUGUCCAACGUGAUUAUGAUGGUGGCUACAUAGAUUAUGAGGAAAAGCAGCAGAAUUGUGAAACCAACAAAGCUCAGAACAGAGAAAGAGAGAAGCUGUACUUGGCAAACAAAGAGAAGUUUCACAAAGAGGCAGAUAAACAUUACUGGAAAGCCAUUGUGGAGAUCAUUCCCCGAGAGGUGCCAAGUAUUGAUAAAAGAAGGGGUAGAAAAGAUGAUGAAAAGAAACCUUCCAUUGCUGUAAUUCAGGGUCCAAAGCCUGCAAAACCCACUGAUCUCUUAAGGAUGAGGCAACUUUUCGUGAAACUGAAACAGAACCCUCCACCUGACAUGAUGCCUCCCCCUCCCACAUCUGCCAAAGAUGGAAAGGAUGCGAAGGAUGAAAAUAAUGGGAAAGAUGCCGAGGAUGUGAAAGGUGAGAAAGAUGGAAAGAGUGAAAAUGAAGGGAAAGAUGCCAAGAAUGGAAAACCUCCUACACAAAUUGCUGCUGCUGCUGCAGCUGCCGACGAAAACAAGCCUGCUUCACCUUCUAAAGACAUUGCCAUGAGCAGUUCACUUGACUCGUCAAAAUUAGAUGCUCUUGUUGCUGCUGUUGCUGAAGGUGAGUAA
Molecule: messenger RNA, 669 nt
Organism: Populus trichocarpa (black cottonwood)
Lineage: Eukaryota; Viridiplantae; Streptophyta; Magnoliopsida; Malpighiales; Salicaceae
Product: clathrin light chain 1-like
Exons: 3
Coding region: 1-669 (222 amino acids)
Biological process (GO): clathrin coat assembly; intracellular protein transport; clathrin-dependent endocytosis
Cellular component (GO): clathrin coat of coated pit; plasma membrane; clathrin coat of trans-Golgi network vesicle
Molecular function (GO): structural molecule activity; clathrin heavy chain binding
Source: RefSeq, a predicted model, not a curated record